AUGUUACGCGAAACAAGACAAGAUGGGGAGAAAUGGGCAAUUUCUAAAAUGGGGAUUUUUGUUUUGUUUGGUAGAUCUUACUACGUUCAUUACAUAAUCGUAUCUCCAGAAGCUUAUUUCAACCAAUUUUUGGUCAAAUGCCUUGGUGUCCUUGUCGGCAAAGAAGGCCUUGAUCUGGUCGUAAUGCUCCUUCUUGGUGAACCGGCCAAUGGCGAUAGAGAUAACUCCACCAAACAAUGGCAACGAAGUUGGAACAAGCUUGAUGAUCUGGUCCCAGUUGGUGGUCAAAAAGUUGAACACUUUCUCGAUACCAAUUCUGCUACCAGACAUUCCCACCAUUGGAAUCCAAAUAUCCUGUUUUCUCACGGUACCGUCCAAAACAAAGCUUAA
Ogataea philodendri is the source of this 390-nucleotide messenger RNA. RefSeq lists its product as uncharacterized. The record is from RefSeq and is a predicted model, not a curated record. NCBI's taxonomy places the organism in Eukaryota, Fungi, Ascomycota, Pichiomycetes, Pichiales, Pichiaceae. The transcript has 2 exons. Bases 1 to 390 code for a protein of 129 amino acids.